UGCAGUCACCAAAAUAUUAAGCGAAAGUCUAUUUGAGAAGGGAGCAGGCAAUAAACGUGUCGAGCUUGUACUGAUACCAUAGCCGCAUACCUCCCACAAUGUCAUCCUCGACGAUCUUCAAGAUCCAACCUGGGAUUCAGGAUUAUUCAUGGGGAAAGAAAGGCUCAACGUCUCUGGCAGCUCAAUUGGCAGCUGUGUCUGUCCCAGAUUUCGAGGUUAACGAGGACAAGACAUAUGCCGAACUAUGGAUGGGGACACACCCAAAUGUUCCGUCAAAGCUUGACGCCUCUACGACCCUGUCCUCUCACCUGGCAGCCAACUCCUCUCUCAUCGGGGACAAGAUCAUCUCCGCCUUCCCGGAAUCCAAGGACGGCUCUCUGCCAUUCCUGUUCAAAGUUUUGAGUAUAGGAACGGCCCUCAGUAUCCAAGCCCACCCAGAUAAAGCUUUGGCCAAAAAGUUAUUCGAAGAGCAUCCUGACAUCUACAAAGACCCCAACCACAAACCUGAAAUGGCGAUCGCCCUAACUCCUUUCCUCGCCUUCCUCAACUUCUUACCUCUUCAAACCUUGCUGCUCAACCUUCUCUCGGUGCCCGAGCUGGAUCCUCUCAUCCCCGCCGAGCUUACUUCCGAGCUCGCCGUCUCUCUAACUCUCCCCGACACUAGGCCUCCCACCGCUCUGUUGUUCGAGCCGACUAUCUCAGGACCUACGGAUGAUCAGAAAGCUAUCCUCAAGAAAAUCUUUGGAGCUCUCAUGUCCGCUGACCCUGAGAAGGUCAAAACGAGCAUCGAGACCUUGGUGGCGCGAUACAAAGCAUCCCAAUCCGGCGAGGAAGGAGCUAGUAUCGCGGAAGCUGAGAAAAGCCUGGUCGAUCUCACCCUGAUGCUCAAUGAUCAGUACCCUGGUGAUGUCGGUGUCCUGUGUGUUUUCAUUCUCAACGUUGUCGAGCUCAACAGAGGAGAGGCUGCUUUUUUGGGAGCUGACAUGCCCCAUGCGUACAUCAGCGGAGACAUCAUCGAGUGCAUGGCAACUUCCGACAACGUUGUUCGAGCUGGAUUGACUCCCAAACUCCGGGACGUCUCUACAUUGGUUGAAAUGCUCACGUACGAAGCUGGAUCGGGAUCGAAGCAGCUAUUGAAACCGACAUCAUUCGGAUCUGAAGGGGACAAGUCUGCCCUUUUGUACGACCCGCCCAUUGCAGAGUUCUCCGUGCUUGGUAUCCAGCUUGAAGCUGGACAAUCGACAAUCAACAGGGCUAUCCAGGGCCCAAGUCUGGUCGUCGUCACAGAGGGCCAAGGCACAGUAUCCUCCGGAGGAGACAAGAUUGAGUUCAAACGUGGAGAAGUGCUCUUCCUCGGUGCCGGUGAUGAAGUACAUUGGGAAGCAACGGACAAAGUCGAGCUGUACCGAGCAUUCGUGGAGGCAGGCGGUCAAAAUUAGUAUACGAAACGCAAAUCCGGAGAGCCUGAUUGAGGAAAACGAGUAGACUACCACUUCUUUCAGGCGGUCGCUUCUCACCAGUUGGCCGCAGAGUUCGUCAUCCAAUGCAUUAGAAGGUUAUUAAAGGGACACAGAUUAUAGCCACGUUGACGAAAAGUGCCACAAAUGAAUUUUGCCG
Molecule: messenger RNA, 1617 nt
Organism: Kockovaella imperatae
Lineage: Eukaryota; Fungi; Basidiomycota; Tremellomycetes; Tremellales; Cuniculitremaceae
Product: RmlC-like cupin domain-containing protein
Exons: 4
Coding region: 99-1439 (446 amino acids)
Biological process (GO): carbohydrate metabolic process; GDP-mannose biosynthetic process
Cellular component (GO): cytosol
Molecular function (GO): mannose-6-phosphate isomerase activity; zinc ion binding
Source: RefSeq, a predicted model, not a curated record